This is a messenger RNA of Drosophila obscura, 855 nucleotides long. RefSeq lists its product as uncharacterized. Lineage: Eukaryota; Metazoa; Arthropoda; Insecta; Diptera; Drosophilidae. The record is from RefSeq and is a predicted model, not a curated record.
UGGGGUAGACUCAGUCUCGAGUGCGAAACUGGCUGGCGUGAACGUGUUUGCUGGGAUUUGGAUUGCAAAAAAAAAAAAAGAGCGAGGCAAACAUUUUAACGAUGCCAAUUAAACGGAUGCUUCCCGUGCCGCUGUUGCUGGUUGUCUUGUUGUGGCUGGCGCUGGCGCUGGAUCCGAGUGAGGCGAGACGAGUGGCCACCGAUCGCGUCGUAGUCUAUCCCACUGAUCGUGCACCAAAUGCAACGGAGACCGGUCCCAAGCCUUGGGAUCCGCUGCCCGAGAUGAAUCCAAGCAGCAGGCUCAGCAACGGAACUAAAUCGAAUGAAGUGCAACCCGAAAGUGAAAUUAAAGGCUGGGCAGGGCUGCCGGGAAGCGGAAAUAAAACCCUAGCAGAGCCAAUCCGAGACGAUAUCACAAGUGAGAAGAUUUCUGUUCUCACGAAUGCAACAACAGAAAUGACUGCGAAUGCAACACGUCCCAGGAGUGAGGAUAAAAUGAUUGCAUUUGGAGCCGAUGCAAAGAUCGGAGCUGGCAAUCGAACGGAAUUGACAAUGGCUCAGCCAGGGAGUAUCCCAAUCGGACCACGGAUUACCCUCGAAAGCAUUCGCAUCUGUCCGGAGGGAUUCACGCUGAGCAACGACCAUUGCCGCAAGAGUGCCUAAAUGCAAGUGAAAAAUUUGUAAAUAAAUAUUAUGUGAAAUUGUAACACCAAUUAAAAAGCAAAGAAAUUAUUUUUAGAAUGGACUCAGGGGCUUAUCCCCCCGAACAGGUAAUUCCAAAAACUUUACACAUUGCAGCGCGAUGAUUGGACAACGUUUAAACAUUAUUUAAACAAAUAAAAUGAUUGAAAUCGUA